Nasonia vitripennis (jewel wasp) is the source of this 3374-nucleotide messenger RNA. RefSeq names its product CCR4-NOT transcription complex subunit 2. Gene Ontology annotation, cellular component: P-body; CCR4-NOT core complex. The record is from RefSeq and is a predicted model, not a curated record. The coding region runs from base 1060 to 2526 and encodes 488 amino acids. The transcript is spliced from 7 exons. Gene Ontology annotation, biological process: regulation of stem cell population maintenance; nuclear-transcribed mRNA poly(A) tail shortening; regulation of DNA-templated transcription. Lineage: Eukaryota; Metazoa; Arthropoda; Insecta; Hymenoptera; Pteromalidae.
AUAAUACUAUAGUAGUAGGAUAGCUCGUAGUCGCAGCGAAAAUUCGCAGAUAUGUAUUCAUAUCCCAGUCGAAUUGAGCUAACUCAAGCCUAUGAGAAACGGUGGCUGACGCGUUAAUAAGGGAAAAAGAAGAAAAGGGGGUCCGGAUAGUUAUCCAAAGAAGAAUACGUUAAAUCCAGUCUCCGCCAGAUAAGUAGAACGGACUCGAACACGCAGUGUUCGAAAAGAGAAUAAAGGCUGGUUCUACAAUACUGCGGCGAUCAGCGCGACUUCGCGAAUCGCGUCGAAUACAAGUGGUAUAUGGUAUAAGUAUACUUGGUAGUCGGUAUACUCUGCAGUAGUGGUGUGUGUGUGUGUGUGCGCGCGCGUGAGUAAAACUGAAAAGUGAAACUAUAAAAGUGGUGCGAGCAUAGUGCAAAGUCGAGACUUCUGAUUCUCCUGAAAGAGAAAGAAAAGUGUCGUUUCUGAUACAACCCGGCUAUUCGGCUCAAGCAACCUGUCCACGCAGCAAAUAAAUACCUUUACGAAGACGCGCACGCUCGAAGCAAGUACUUAGCUCCGAUACCCCCCGACGACAACACAACGCAAUCAGCAACUCGGUUCACCUUCUAAGACUUUCCCAAUCCCCGCAGAGUCAAAGUCAGGAUAAUACCCCGCAGACUUGCGCUAAUCGGCUAAUCCUAAUCCUCAAUUCCUCAGUCUUCGCACACAAACAGACUCCGGCUUGCACACGUACGCCACACAGCGCGCGCUUUCCGGACUCGGCGGAGAGUCACUUGCUCUGGUCUUUUCUUUCUCUCCCUGGCUGCCUGACUCCCUCUCACUCGCACUCGCACGUCGCAUCGCUUACACGGCGCUAGGUAUAACAUAAUAGGUAGUCGCGAGAGCGACAGAGACAGCAACGAGUAGUCGCUGUAGUCCUCGUCGAGGUCGUCGUCUGGCUCUGCUCGCUAGCGAAUCCUUUGCUUGCGCGAGCCCUCAUCGCUGGAGCUCCGCGAGACUAUGAUCUAGAGUGUAUGCAGCAGCAGUGGAUGGGGAUAGCCACAUAGCCACCAGGCUAUGGCCAAUCUGAACUUUGAGCAGCCACCUAGAAGCAUCGCUAAUGCAAGUCUAGCGACGCGUGCAGCUAACAGUGCUGGUGGUUUGAACUCUUCGACCCUGGCGGGUCAUGUCACUCCUACGUCCGGUAUGUUCUCGGGCUCAUCAACCAGCGCUUCUGGUGCAGCUAAUUCUGCAGUCAUUGGACCAAACUUGUCCUAUCACCCAGGGGGAGCAGCUUCGGGAGUGGCUGGUACACAAUCCACGUCUAACCAUCAAUCUCAGCAACAGCAGCAGCAACAACAGCAGCAGCAGCAGCAGCAGCAGCAGCAGCUUUCUCCUAUGAAUAGUAGAGGCCUGUUUGGUCAGAGAGCUUUUACUAGUGAUAGGCGGAAUAUGCCAACGUUAGGAAAUACUAAUCCAAUGGGUGGUAUGAGCGGUUUUGGAAUACCACAAAGUCGUAACUACGGAUCUCAAGGUACUAUCAACAAUUUUCAUUCAGCAUUUGGUAGUGGUACAAGUACCGGUGGCGGAGGAGACACAAGCACGCCUCCACUUUUGGACCUUUCUGAAUUUCCUUCGUUAACUAACCGGGGCCAAGGGGACUCUUCUAUGCCCCAACCUAGUCCCAUGCCAGGAAAACAACCAUAUGUUGGAAUGGUCAAACAACCAACGUCUGAAGCAAGCGAGUUUACAAUGAGCUCGGAAGAUUUUCCUGCGUUACCAGGAACACAAAGUAGAGACGGCCCGUCGCCGGGAGGUAGCGUUAUGUCCGGUGAAAAGGGGUUGUCCGUCGGUUUGGGUCCGGAUUUAAAUCCAGACGUGCUGCAAGCUAACAGGACGUCCAACUCGGAUAAAUCUCAAUCGUCGAAGAAAGGCAUUCAAACAUCGCCCGAUGGAAAAGUGACGAAUAUACCCGCGAGCAUGGUGAAAGAUCAGUUUGGCAUGGUCGGAUUGUUGACAUUCAUCAGAGCAGCUGAAACAGACCCUAAUCUUGUGACGUUAGCGCUAGGUCAAGACCUGACGGCGCUUGGCCUUAAUCUCAAUUCGCCCGAGAAUCUUUACCAAAAUUUCGGUGGCCCUUGGGCCGAGACGCCAUGUCGACCGCAGGACAUAGACUUUCACGUUCCACCAGAGUACCUCAUUAAUGCUACCAUCAGGGAUAAACUCGCGCCUGUAAAGUUAAAUCGAUAUAAGGACGAUCUCUUAUUCUAUAUGUUUUACACGAACGUUGGGGAUGUGUUGCAAUUAGCAGCUGCAGCGGAACUGUACAGCCGCGAGUGGCGAUAUCACACUGAGGAAAAAGUGUGGAUAACGCAGGCCCCGGGCCUCGGGCUUGUCGAGAAGACCUCGACUUACGAGCGCGGUACUUACUACUAUUUUGACGCGCAGAACUGGCGCAAGGUUGCUAAGGAGUUCCAUCUCGAUUACACGAAACUCGAGGGCAGGCCGCAUCUUCCCAACACUUUCCACCAGAAUCAGCCUUGACCGGGGCCACCUUCUACGCCUCCUCCGCUGCCACCGCCGCAGCCACCCUCGCCCAUCUGUACCCACACGACCAGGUGAAUCGUAAGCGCGCACUUGUAAGGAUGACGACGUCCAUGAACAGUGUAGCUUGCACCGCCUUUCGUCAAGAUGUGGCGACAAAACGGAUAAUAUUAAAAAAGAAGAAACGAGUUUGGUGACAGAAGAGCGAGCAACAGGCGGUGAAGAGAGAAAAAGAGAGAAAGAGAGAAAGAGAGAAAGAGAGAGACAGAGACGCAUACACAACACACUACAACAGCAAAAAAACACGGUCUUUCGCUGCUAGUAUUUUCAUGAUGAUCUGUGCCCGCGCAUAGUGACGGAGACACUUUGUGCUCUUGUGACCUUCGGCCAUUGUAUAAAUGAACAAAUUUAUCAGCUUGAAUAAAACGAUGAAAUUCACGGGGAUACACUCACAAUGUUGUUGAGAGCCCCUUUAAACAUUAGCGCUAUAUCGCUCGGCAUUUACAUACUGUACAAAAAUGAUAUUCAAAAGUCGAAUGCAAAGCUUUUUUUUUAUUGUGUUGUAUUGAUAUUUGCAAGAAAACAAAGAUAAUGAUUAGUCAAAAAGAUUGAAAGUAUCAGGUUCUUUCUCCUUUGCCGCCUGGCGGCCGCACGCUAGUCUGUGAACUGUUGCGUUUUUUUUCUCUUUUGAUUACCUGCCGAUUCGCAGUGGCUAGGUGAAACAUCCCUCAGAGAAGAUGUGUCGCUGUGAUUAAAGUUUAAGAUAGGCGCAGAGAUUGACGUAUGCAAUGAGUGUAAAAACUAUUUUUUUUUCUUAAUUUAUCUAAUAUACACAUUUCUUUUCAAAA